AUGGUAUCUUUCACUGAUGACGUCAACUUCUUGGAAAUGUUCCCGGAAAACUUUCCGCAUUCUCAUGACGAAGAGCCGAUGACCCUGGAAAUAUUCGUGGAGCUGAUGACUCAAUUCUAUGAGAUGGGUUGGAUGCGUGGUACAGGUGGCGCAAUGGGUUGUGUUGCCAAUGAUAAACUGUUCAUAUCACCGUCUGCACUACAGAAGGAGCGUCUAAAAACGUACGCUCUGCUCUCGAACUCUUCAUCUGGCCCCAUAACUGGUACUAAAGGACCGAUUGAAAGGCUCCCAAAAUACCAUCCAGGUUGGGGUAUUACCUACGAGCAGUGCUUGGAAUGGCUUUCUGCACUAAACAUAUAA
Messenger RNA from Cooperia oncophora, 360 nucleotides. The record is from the annotation of a GenBank genome assembly. Lineage: Eukaryota; Metazoa; Nematoda; Chromadorea; Rhabditida; Trichostrongylidae.